UAUUUUUCAGACAGAAACCCUUUACUAACUAACCCCUUUCUCCAAAAUCUAUAGAAUCAGCGUUGGGUCGUGUCUGAAGAAGCAGCGAGCUCAGCUGUGUCAAAAAUGGAUGACGCCGAAACCAAAGGAAGAAUCGAAGAAACAGUUUUGAAGAUCCUUCAAGAAUCAAACAUGGACGACGUCACUGAAUCCAAGAUUCGAAAGCAAGCCUCAAAUGAAUUGGAUCUUAACCUAUCUCAGCCUCCCUUCAAAGCCUUCGUCAAACAAAUCAUAGAAGAUUUUCUUCUACAGAAGCAACAAGAACAACAGAAUGAGAAAAAAGAAGAAGAAGAAGAAGAGAAACAACAGGUUAAACAAGAGGGAGCUUCCAACAGGAGCACUGUUUAUGAUGAUUCUGGUGAUCUCGUCAUCUGCGAGCUUGGAAAAAAGAGAAAGGUGACUAUUCAAGAUUUCAAAGGGAGAACAUUUGUCUCUAUUCGGGAGUUUUAUACUAAGGACGGCAAGGAACUUCCUUCUUCUAAAGGAAUAAGUUUGACUCAAGAGCAGUGGUUAGCCUUCAAGAAAAUUGUGCCUGACAUAGAACAAGCCAUUCAGAAAAAGGAGUCACGCGUGUAAGGACAAGAAGAUUUCCAUAUGCAGGUUGAAGUAUUCAUGUCAUUGUCUUAUGAUUGCUAAGUGAUGUGGUGAUGCUUGAUAUUUCAACUCUCAAGUGACAUGGCUUUGCUUUUUAUGUAAUCUGAAUAUCCUGAAUCUUAGUGUCAUUCUGUACCUCGACCAUUUUGUUCAGGACUUGAAAUCAUUGUGAAUCAUGUUUUGUUCAGUGUAGUGCAACUGGAGUAGAACUUUGUAGGAAAACUCUAGAGAAGGUGAAAUGAGUGGUAUUGAAUUCAGUAAUAUGAUAUGUCCUUCCAUAUAUUUCUCUGUGAUGGUUGUGUUUGGUAAUAUGCCGAUAAGAAAUUUGUAUGAUUAGCAUUAUGCUAUUGAAUGUAGUUUUCUUUCAAAUGUAAAAUUUGUAUGAUUAAAAUUAUGUAUUACAAAUUUGGAA
Messenger RNA from Medicago truncatula (barrel medic), 1045 nucleotides. RefSeq names its product RNA polymerase II transcriptional coactivator KELP. Gene Ontology annotation, biological process: positive regulation of transcription initiation by RNA polymerase II. Gene Ontology annotation, molecular function: transcription coactivator activity; DNA binding. The transcript has 3 exons. The record is from RefSeq and is a predicted model, not a curated record. Bases 106 to 615 code for a protein of 169 amino acids. Lineage: Eukaryota; Viridiplantae; Streptophyta; Magnoliopsida; Fabales; Fabaceae.